AAGUAAGAAUGAUGGUAGAGAAUGAAAUAAUGAUCGCAGCAAUAAGUACAUACAUUGUUAUUUUUCCACAUUUGUUUGGUAUUGUUGAUAUGACAAUCAAUGUAGCAGUACAGUAUUUCGGUGAGGCGCUGUAAAACUGCAGCGAAAGGCCUCUGUUACGUAAUUGGCAGCACCAGGAGCGCGCAUGCGCAAUAGGAUACUCGUCACCAGCACCAUCAGAAGUAGCAGCAUCAGGACCACCGAGCUCACCCCCACCCCGCCGAUGGCGCAUGUAAACACGGCGCUCGUCCUCUUGUCUUACCGGACGUUCGACCGCCACUUCCUCGCCUCGAUCUGACGUCACCGCCGCGGUACGGGUGCGUGCGCAAGGGAGCGUCGGACUCUUCGAUGAAAUUGUGAUGGUCACUCCGCGACGCGCUCGCGACAAAACAUUGCCUUGAGAGACCCCACCUCAGCUCUUCAGUCAGGGGCUGGGGGCGGAGAUGCACGUCAGCGUUUGGCCCUGUUCGCUCUCCGUCGUGAUGGCAGCUCUGUACCAGGGCACGGACGCCUCUUCCCCGGAUAAAUUCCUCGCCCUGAAAGACGUCAGGGAGGUGAAGGAGGAGACCACGCUGGACGAGAAGCUCUUCCUGCUAGCCUGCGAGAAAGGUGACUACUACAUGGUGAAGAAGCUGCUGGAGGAAAACCGGCACGGCGAGCUCAACGUCAACAGCGUGGACGUGUUGGGCCGCGACGCCGCCACCAUCGCCAUCGAGAACGAGAACCUCGACAUCCUGCAGCUUCUCCUUGAGCAUGGCUGCCAGGCUACCGACGCCCUGCUGGUGGCCAUCGAUUCAGAAGUGGUGGGGGCUGUCGACAUCCUCCUCAACCAUCGACCAAGGCGCGCAUCCAAGCCGUCCAUCGCCAAACUGAUGCAGCGGAUCCAGAACCCCGAGUAUUCCACCACCAUGGACGUGGCGCCCGUCAUCCUGGCGGCGCACAGGAACAAUUACGAGAUCCUGACCAUGCUGCUGAAGCAGGACAUCUCACUGCCGCGGCCGCACGCCGUCGGCUGCGAGUGUACGCUCUGCAACGCCAAGAACAAGAAGGACAGCUUGCGGCACUCCAGGUUCCGCUUGGACAUCUAUCGCUGCCUGGCCAGCCCUUCGCUUAUCAUGCUGACGGAAGAAGACCCCAUCCUCAGAGCCUUUGAGCUUAGCACGGAUCUCAAGGAGCUCAGCCUUGUGGAGGUGGAGUUCAGGAACGAUUACGAGGAGCUGGCCAAGCAGUGCAAGAUGUUCGCCAAAGAUCUGCUGGCCCAGGCUCGCAACUCCAGAGAGCUGGAGGUCAUUCUCAACCACACAUCCAACGAGGAUCCCGUGGACAAGCGAGGGCUCCUGGAGGAGCGCAUGAACCUCAGCCGCCUCAAACUGGCCAUCAAGUACAACCAGAAAGAGUUCGUGUCUCAGUCCAACUGCCAGCAGUUUCUCAACACGGUGUGGUUCGGCGAGACGGCCAGCUACCGGCGCAAGCACACCUGCCUGAAGUUCGCCACCGUGCUGAGUGUGGCCAUGCUGUGGCCGCUGCUGUCAUUCUGUUACCUGCUAGUGCCGCGCUCCCGCGUGGGCCAGAUCAUUCACACGCCGUUCGUCAAGUUCAUCAUCCACAGCGCCUCCUACUUCACCUUCCUGCUGCUGCUCAACCUCUACUCGCUUGUCUACAACGAGGGCAAGAAGAACACCAUGGGGCCCGCGCUGGAGAUGAUUGACUACCUCCUCAUCCUCUGGAUCAUAGGAAUGGUGUGGUCGGAUGUGAAGCGUCUUUGGUACGAGGGGCUGGAAGACUUUCUGGACGAGUCGAGGAACCAGCUGAGCUUUGUGAUGAAUUCCCUUUACCUGGCUACUUUCGCCCUCAAGAUAGUUGCUCACAGCAAGUUCAAGAAUGUCGAAGAUACCGAGAGGAAAAACUGGGAUGCUUUCCAUCCCAUCCUGGUGGCCGAGGGCCUGUUCGCCUUUGCCAACGUGCUGAGCUAUUUGCGCCUCUUCUUCAUGUACACCACCAGCUCCAUCCUGGGGCCGCUUCAGAUCUCCAUGGGUCAGAUGCUGCAGGAGUUCGGCAAGUUUCUGGGCCUUUUCUUGCUCGUCUUGUUCUCCUUCACCAUCGGACUCACACAGCUCUAUGGGAAGGACCAGAAAGACCCAGACAACAGCCCGCCUAGCGACUGCCAAGGCAUAUUCUGCCAGCAGCAGAGCAACGACGCGUUCCACACGUUCAUGGGCACCUGCUACGCCCUCUUCUGGUAUAUCUUCUCGUUGGCUCACGUGGCGCUCUUCGUCACCCGCAUCAGCUACACGGAGGAACUGCGCUCCUUUGUGGGCGCCCUGAUUAUCGGCACCUACAACAUCGUGGUGGUCAUCGUGCUGACCAAGUUGCUGGUGGCCAUGCUCCAUAAAAGCUUCAGGCAAAUCGCCAAUCACGAGGACAAAGAGUGGAAGUUUGCCCGGGCCAAACUGUGGCUGAGCUAUUUCGACGAUAAGUGUACAAUGCCGCCGCCAUUCAACAUCCUGCCCUCGCCCAAGACCGUCUGCUACUUGCUCACAAGUAUCAGCAAGUGGAUCUGCUCGCAUACCUCCAAGGGAAGAGUCAAGAGACAGAACAGCCUGAAGGAGUGGAAGAACCUGAAACAAAAACGCGACGAGAACUACCAGAAGAUCAUGUGCUGCUUGGUGCACCGCUACCUGACAUCCACGCGACAGAAGAUGCAGAGCACGGACCAGGCCACGGUGGAGAACCUCAAUGACCUGCGGCAGGACCUGUCCAAGUUCCGCAAUGAGAUGCGCGACCUGCUGGGCUUCCGUACCUCCAAAUACGCCAUGUUCUACCCCAGGAGCUAGAAGCCUUUUCCUUUUUCCUCUUGACACGCAUCUCUCACUAUUCGUUUAUCCUACAAGAGGAGAACACAAACUGACGGAGGCGAACUAGAAACAAUAUCCAUGUAGUCUCAUGUUUUUUUUGUAAAAGACGGAAAGCAUUGUUUUGGAGAAAAUUGACAAUAAAUAUUUAUGCAAUGUUU
Molecule: messenger RNA, 3052 nt
Organism: Hippocampus zosterae (dwarf seahorse)
Lineage: Eukaryota; Metazoa; Chordata; Actinopteri; Syngnathiformes; Syngnathidae
Gene: trpc1
Product: transient receptor potential cation channel, subfamily C, member 1
Exons: 13
Coding region: 483-2873 (796 amino acids)
Biological process (GO): calcium ion transmembrane transport; manganese ion transport; regulation of cytosolic calcium ion concentration
Cellular component (GO): membrane; cation channel complex
Molecular function (GO): store-operated calcium channel activity; protein binding; inositol 1,4,5 trisphosphate binding
Source: RefSeq, a predicted model, not a curated record